This is a messenger RNA of Prorocentrum cordatum, 301 nucleotides long. The record is from the annotation of a GenBank genome assembly. NCBI's taxonomy places the organism in Eukaryota, Dinophyceae, Prorocentrales, Prorocentraceae.
GAGCAGCGCGCGGGGCGUGCCUGGUGUAGGCGCCUCGCCCCGCCGCGACGGCCACGGCCACGGCGCGGCGCCGGACAGGAGCAGCGCGCGGGGCGUGCUUGGUGUAGGCGCCUCGCCCCGCCGCGACGGCCACGGCCACGGCGCGGCGCCGGACAGGCCCCCAGGCCGCGGCUCCGCGGCCGCCGGCCGGCGGGACGACCGCCGCGAGCCGCCCGCCUCUUGGGAGCAGCGCGCCGCGGAAGGCCCGAGUGGCGCGCGCCGCCCUGGCGACAGCGGCGUGCCCGACGCCUGGGACGACUAG